Dichomitus squalens LYAD-421 SS1 is the source of this 621-nucleotide messenger RNA. RefSeq lists its product as uncharacterized. NCBI's taxonomy places the organism in Eukaryota, Fungi, Basidiomycota, Agaricomycetes, Polyporales, Polyporaceae. The record is from RefSeq and is a predicted model, not a curated record. The transcript has 2 exons. The annotation marks the transcript as partial.
UACUUCGCUUUGCACCCGUGCUUCGAUUAUCAGCCAGGAAAAUGUUUCAUUCAAGAGUUUCGACGGCUUGCGAGGAAGAAAAACUGGCAAGGUGACGGGUUCAAGCGGGAGAGAAGGGAGUUGGGGAAGGCCAUGAUCGAACAGUUCGGUCUGGUUUAUGGGAAGGAUGCUGGUGACUUGAGGUCGUGGCAGAACCUGUGCAGCGCACUCAGAGUCUCUCCAAUCCCGAGUACUAUUGGCAAAUGCCGAGAGAUUCUGAACUCAUUGCACGUCAACCUCGUCGACUUCAUCCAUCGCCCAAACCCAGAAGAGCCCGUGCGGACAUUUAAGGACGAGGUGGCGCUCAGCAAGUAUACGUUGGAGACGGGCCGAACAUAUCCUCGUAACGAUGUUCCGAAAGGAAGCCUCCUGGAAUGUCUACUGCGUCAUAUAUUGGAGCCAUCCAAAACUCGAGGUUUGCCAUCCAAAACUCGAGGUUCCGGGCCGCCAUCCAAACCUCGAGUUCCGCCUGCCAAACUUCGAGGUCCGCCGUCCAAAUCUCGAGGUCAGCCAUCCAAACCUCGAGGUCUCACCCCCAAGCAGAACCAGACAAAGCGACGCUCUCGCAAAGGCAAUGCUUGA